AUGACUUCGUUUCUUAGUUUCUCCGCCAUUUCACCUCGCUCACCUGCUUUUUCCAGCGCUUCAUUUCGUCCUCGCUCCUUAUCUCCCCGAUUGUUCAAGUCUUGUGUUAAGUGCACUUAUGCUGCUGGAGCUCCAAUUGACAUUGUAGCUGAUAUCAAAUCCGAAAGGGUUGUAGUUCUUGGAGGCAACGGUUUCGUUGGCUCAGCUAUCUGCAAAGCAGCAAUCAACAACGGAAUUGAGGUUGUUAGUGUCAGCAGGUCUGGUCGUCCUAACUUCCAAGAUCCAUGGUUGGAUCAAGUUACAUGGGUUACUGGUGAUGUUUUUUAUUUGAAUUGGGAUGAAGUGCUUCUCGGUGCUACAGCCGUAGUUUCGACAAUUGGUGGUUUUGGAAACGAAGAACAGAUGAAAAGAAUCAACGGUGAAGCCAACGUUACCGCUGUGAAUGCUGCUAAAGAUUUCGGAGUUCUUAAGUUCGUCUUGAUCACGGUUCACGACUACAAUCUUCCACCAUUUAUCCUCUCCAGCGGAUAUUUCACCGGAAAACGUAGCGCAGAGGCAGAGCUUCUUUCCAAAUAUCCCAACUCCGGAGUUGUGCUGAGACCUGGUUUCAUAUACGGAAAACGAAAAGUGAACGGAUUCGAGAUCCCGCUUGAUCUGGUCGGAGAGCCACUAGACAAGAUAUAUGAUGCUGCUAAGAGUUUCAUUAGACCGUUGAGGUCUCUCCCUGCGUCUGAUCUCUUCUUGGCUCCACCGGUUAACGUCGAUGAUUUAGCACUCUCUGUGAUUAACGCCGUGAAAGAUGACGACUUCUUUGGCAUUUUCACUAUUGAGCAGAUCAAAGAAGCAGCUGCGAAAAUGAGAGAAUUUAGAUACUAA
Molecule: messenger RNA, 876 nt
Organism: Microthlaspi erraticum
Lineage: Eukaryota; Viridiplantae; Streptophyta; Magnoliopsida; Brassicales; Brassicaceae
Source: the annotation of a GenBank genome assembly